Messenger RNA from Aspergillus terreus NIH2624, 879 nucleotides. RefSeq names its product thiamine diphosphokinase. Gene Ontology annotation, molecular function: thiamine diphosphokinase activity; ATP binding; thiamine binding. The record is from RefSeq and is a predicted model, not a curated record. The transcript is spliced from 3 exons. NCBI's taxonomy places the organism in Eukaryota, Fungi, Ascomycota, Eurotiomycetes, Eurotiales, Aspergillaceae. Gene Ontology annotation, biological process: thiamine diphosphate biosynthetic process; thiamine metabolic process. The coding region runs from base 1 to 879 and encodes 292 amino acids.
AUGCAAGACUGGGAUCCCACGCAAUUCUUCCGCAAUGACGGUCCCCCGCACACCCCCUUCGCCCUUGUCAUCCUCAACCAGCCCAUCAACGAGCGCGCAUAUGCCGUGCUACGGAAACACGCCUGCGCAACAGUCUGCGCCGACGGCGGCGCAAACCGCUUCUACGCAAUGAUGAAAGCGCACGGGACCGAGUCUACAGAACUCCCCUCGCGGAUAAUCGGCGACCUGGACUCCAUCCACGCCGACGUGCGCGCGCACUACGAGCGCCUCGGCGUACCCGUCAUCCAGGAUGACGAUCAGUACAGCACGGAUUUUACCAAGUGUCUGACGUAUAUCCGGCGGCAUGCUGGUGAUCUCGUCCCCUCAGCUCCUGCUGCUCCUGCUGCUCCUGCUGCUGCUGCUGCUGCUGGCGGUGCAGAGACGUGCCUAGAUAUCCUUAUUCUGGGCGGUCUCGGCGGCCGCGUCGACCAGGCUUUCUCGCAGAUCCAUCAUCUCUAUCUCAUGGCACAGGCGGAGGAUCAGCGCGGGUCGCGCGGACAUCUCUACCUUGUUUCUGAGGAGAGUAUCACGUUCAUUCUGCGUCCUGGGCGGAAUGUGAUUCGCACGCCGCGGGCGAACCGGCCGAGGGACGACACCCCCGACGGCGUUGGUGGUGAAGGCGGACAUCUCCUCGAAGAGAAUGUGGGCAUCAUUCCCCUGUCCGGGCCGGAGUGGAUCUCGACGCGCGGGUUCCAGUGGGAUGUGCAGGACUGGCGAACAGAGAUAGGCGGGCAGAUCAGCACGAGUAACCAUAUCCGCGCGGAUGAGCUGGAGAUCACAACGCGGGGGGCGAUAUUGCUGACGCUUGAGUUGGCGUCGAGGUUUAAACGGGAUCGAUAG